Molecule: messenger RNA, 1827 nt
Organism: Sodiomyces alkalinus F11
Lineage: Eukaryota; Fungi; Ascomycota; Sordariomycetes; Glomerellales; Plectosphaerellaceae
Exons: 2
Coding region: 1-1827 (608 amino acids)
Source: RefSeq, a predicted model, not a curated record
AUGCCAGAUCUCGCCGGAGAAGAUGGGCCUCAGGCCGGUUGUGACGCCCACCUCGACGUCAAGUCUCAAGACCGAGAUAUCGGGAUAGUCACGCGGGGCUCGCGGGUAGACUCCCUUGGAAAGGCUGACGAAGAACCGACCCGUAUCGCCGUUACCACCGCCUUCCCCAAUCCUUCCUCGAACCCAGUGUCGCCGGGCCCUUCCAGUCCGCCUUUGGAACAAGCCCGGGACCCCGACUUCGUCCCGCCCGCGCGCCCUAGCAGCACGCCCUUUUUAUAUCCCGAACAUCGCGACGCGACCUGCUGCCGCCCCCUAUCCUCCGACGAUGACGAACCAGCCACGGCCCAACAAGACGACGAGACUGCGGUCCCCUCCCCCGCCGACCCGAGCCAGAAGAACGGCAGCUUGAACAACCUACCUCCAGAAAUUGUCGAGGUCAUUCUGGAUCAUCUGUUUGGCUACCGCGUAUCGGCCAAUUCAAAAAGCUCCCUGCACAUGCACAGCGUCACCAAAAGCUGGAACACGGCCUUGCGCCAUGCCCGCAGGAAAGAGGUCUCGUCCUUGGCUCUGGUCAGUCCUUCUUGGAGGGUCUUGGUCCAACAGCGGCUCUUCCGCCACCUCAAACUCAGGGCCACCACCGACUAUCUCGGCAUGGCCGCCCUCUUCUUGACCAACCGGCCCUAUCUGCGGUCCUACGUCAAGCAUGUCGAGCUCUGGUUCCCCGUCUUCCAGCCCAGACAUGGGCCGCUGACCAGCAACGGGCCGAUACACUUGCCGUUCCCGUUCCCGCCGCCGAGGAACAACAACCAGGGAGCAACCGAGACGUAUCUGCGGACGACCGCAAACUGCACGCUCGAAGAAGCCCUCAUCUUCGUCCUCUCCGUGCUGCCCAGCGCGAUCGUCCUGACUCUCGAGGGAGGGGAGCGGAAGAAGGCGCCCAAGGUGGUGCAUACCUCGUGGGCGAAGCCUGACGAGUCGUAUCUGCCCGUCCUGCCGGGCGUGCGCACCCUCGUUACGAAGGGGCAGUGGAACCUGCUGCGCACCGACGAGGACUUCAAGGCCAUCCUCUCGUCCCUGCCCAACCUGGCCGAGUGGCACGGAUCGUACAGCAAACCCAAGUCGAAGAGCUACCUCAGCAUGUACCGAGCCUUGCCCAUGCUACCCGCCCACCUGACGAGCCUCCACCUGAAUCUGGAGAGCGACUACCGGCGAGAGCUGUCCUGCCCGGCCUUCUUCAUGAAAGUCUCCAGUAAGAUCCACUUCUGCCUAGGACUGGCCGAGGCGACGCUGCCCCUCGAGCGCCUGUCCUACACCGGCCGCGUCUGCAAGGUCUUCUUCCUCGCCCUCGCGGCCCGCAGCGACCCGAGGAUGAGCAAGAUCAAGUCCAUCGAUAUCACCGUCAAGAACUGCUGCCGGAACUCGCACCAAUAUCACGAUUCGGGGAGCGGGAUCCAGGACAUGCAGUUCAUCUCUUCGUUCGAGCUUCUUGUCGUCGCCGCAAUCCGCGCUCUGAGCAAACUUCCUAGGCUCGAGUACCUCCGCAUUCGAUUCAUCGACCUGGAUUCCCCUGUCCCGCCUCUGAAUCCUUACUUCCUGCUCAGGGGUAAUACGUGCUGGGGGGUUUGGAGCGACUUUAUCCUGACGGAGCUGCACAAGGCCAGGCCGACGGCCCAGUUUGAAGAAUUGAGCGAUUCGUUCGGCGAGAUCGGCUACAACAAGGAGGGACGGCUGGUUAUCAGCACGGCCCCGACCUCCAAGUCCCAGUUUCGGUCUCUUAAGCUGGCCAAUUAUGCAUUGUUGUCGGGAUCUAUUGCCGGCGCCUCUUGA